UAUGUCAAACUAGUAUUUAUUUUGAAUUUAGAAAUAUUUGUUUACGUUCAGUUUGCUUUGAAUUUUAAUAAUUUAAUUUGACUAUAGAUGGAUGAUUUACGCGGUCCUACAAUACAAAUUGUAUUACACGUUAAAGAAGGGCUUGGUUUUGGUUUUCUCAAGUCUCCUUUUAUUGUGAGCGGCUCUCUGAAUGGUUACAUAUUGGAAACGGAUCCUACUGUGCCAACUCAUGCACCGGUUUUUGAUGCGGAGUUGGUAUGGGAGGCUGACAAGAGGCGAUUCAGGAGUUUGAGAGUACAAAAUGUGCCGGUAAAAAUAGAAGUAUACACAACAAGCACUCAGGGUAAAAAAGAUAAAGUUGGUUAUUUACUCUUGAGUCUCCUUGGAGCACAACCUUGUCCUACAAACAAGAUGGUGGAGGUGAAACAUUCCUGGCACAAAUUGCUCGGCGUGAAGUCAGAGGGCAAGUGUUGUCAUCCGCAACUUCUCAUGAGCCUGUCUGUGGAAGACAGAGUUAAUACUUUAACACCACGCAAUGAGUUGAGAAUGUUUCACAGUAACGAAGUGGCUUAUCCAACAUCGCGGACGAACACGGACACUACUGGCCCUGUGCCAUUAACAUUAGAUGAAUACCUCAGAGAAAGCAAGAGGACCAUAUCUCAUCCGUAUCUCCAACCACAGUUAAUCUGUGAAGAGGGUCUCAUUCAGAUCGGGGAUGGGAAGGAUCUAUUUGUACUGGCCAUUGUUAUCGGCUCUAUAGAGAAUUUGGAUUCGUUGCUACCUUUGGACUCUAUCAACAAGGUGCCAGACUGCUACCUCACCUACACAGUUUUCACUCAUACUAUCAUGACUGAUAGAGUCCGUGCCUCCAGCCCGAGCCGUGUGUCUCUCAAUCAGCGGACUUCUCUAAGGGUCCGAGCUUCACUGGCUGUACUAUCGAAUUUUUGGAAAGACUGUCCACGACUCGUAGCUACACUGUGCACAAAUGCACCUAUUGGUGUGUGCAGUAUGGAUGUAGCGAAGCUAGCACCAACAGAUGACCUGCAAACUUUCAUUGACAAUUUCUGUACUAACAAUACAUUGACGGUACAAGAGCGCUGUUUCUUUGUGAGGACCGAUGACGUCAUCAUUAACAAUAGCAAGCGGCCGUACAUGGACGUCGAGAUGAGCCUGAAAUAUGUAGGAGUAAGUGCCUCGAAGAAACCUCUCCUCACAGCCAAAAGUGCGACUCAGUUGAAAAUAGACAAGGAUGUAGCGACGGAUAUACUAGAUUUUAAGAGCGGAAGUUGUACAGAUCUAGGUGAAGAUAUGGGCGGCGCGGCCUACACUAACAUGACGCCCAGUAACACGGCGAGGUACCGGACCGCGUCAGGGGACGCCGUCUUACAAACAAACGAGAUCGCAGACCUUAUAAAGAAGAUGUACGAAUCUUUUACGCUGAGUCAGGAGAAAUUGUUGACGCAACUACAGACACACAAGAGUGACGUUCAGGUGCAGUGUGGAGUAGAAGACAAACAGACAGACGUGGACAACGAACCUGUGAAGUUGGAAAGCAAUAAAAGUGAUACCCGUAGCAAAAAUAAUGAAAAAGUUUCAGACAUGAUUCACAAAGAACUGACAUCACUUGAGAGGGACGAGCUGAUGAAGAGGUACGUCGAGGAGUUAGAGGACUGGAAGGAGAGACAGCAACAGCUUUACACCUGUCAGCUGAAACGUAAAGAGGAGAAUCAUCUGUCGCUUUUGUCGUCCGAGUGGUGCAGUCGGCGGGCGGUGUUGGAGGAGAGGCUGUCUCGAGGAGUGGAACAGUGCAGGAGGCUGGCCGAGGACCUCAACGCCGCCACAGAGGACUUCCGCCUGCGAGGAUACAGGAACAGCGAGCGGGAGAAGAAGCUGUUGGAUGCAAAGAAAGCGCUGGAGGCUCACUACACCUCGAAGUACCAAGAACUGAGAGAGGCUUCGCAGAAGAUGGAAGAUGAUAUGAACCAUCGGCUGAAGAUGAAGGACAUGGAGAUAGAGGAGUUACAGCACAGGGUACACGUGCUGGAGAAGCAGAAGGAGGGGAUAGAGAACAAUCUCAAGAAUGCUGAAAGAGACGCCGAGAGUAAAUACUCAGGCUUGACGAAGGACCAAACGGCGAGCUUAAUACAGGAACUGCGCCAUCUAGAAGAGAAAUUAGACAGCGCUGUACAAUCAAAGUGCUUCUUCAAAGAACAGUGGGGUCGGGCUGUGAGGGAGUUACACACCAUCAAGAUAAAUACAAGAAGACAGAUGUUACACACGCUGAGGGACGAGAGGAGGCGGUUGGGAGAAAGUCUAGAACCUAUUGAAGACCAAGAGACGGUGCAAACUCAAAGCCCCUUGGACAUUAACAGACUAAAAGAUGAUUUCUACGCAGAUAUUUUAGCGAACACACCGGCGCUUGAAUCACAUUCCAUUAUGAGUCAGGACGGUUUGGAGAUAUUCGACGAAUUAAAAAAUCUACCCAAAAACAAUACAAGUGACAAACUCGGUGCGUUGAUAUCUGAGCGAGAUGAGCUCAUACAACAGACGUCUCCAGAUGAAGAACGUCUGAAACAACUCAACAGCGAGAUAAGAAGCAUGCUUGUUAAUUGCACUACUUGAGAUGUCGCCAGUGAUCGAAUGAUAUAUGAAAUAGUUAAUAAAAUUUGUUAAUAUUCUAUUUA
Messenger RNA from Danaus plexippus (monarch butterfly), 2684 nucleotides. RefSeq lists its product as uncharacterized. Gene Ontology annotation, biological process: centrosome cycle; interkinetic nuclear migration; positive regulation of centriole elongation. The transcript is spliced from 20 exons. NCBI's taxonomy places the organism in Eukaryota, Metazoa, Arthropoda, Insecta, Lepidoptera, Nymphalidae. Bases 88 to 2622 code for a protein of 844 amino acids. The record is from RefSeq and is a predicted model, not a curated record. Gene Ontology annotation, cellular component: centrosome; centriole.